This is a messenger RNA of Gossypium arboreum, 1969 nucleotides long. RefSeq names its product putative pentatricopeptide repeat-containing protein At1g12700, mitochondrial. The record is from RefSeq and is a predicted model, not a curated record. The coding region runs from base 106 to 1749 and encodes 547 amino acids. NCBI's taxonomy places the organism in Eukaryota, Viridiplantae, Streptophyta, Magnoliopsida, Malvales, Malvaceae. The transcript is spliced from 2 exons. Gene Ontology annotation, molecular function: protein binding.
UUAAGUUACCCAAAUUACGCUAACCCUUUCCCUAAAUAGCACUUCUCAAGCCAAAAUUUUCAAGCUCAGCUCUGUUAGGUUUUCCAUUUUGCUUGGUUUCAAGAUAUGGGUAAGUUUCCUUCUUCUUUCAUUCUUCGUUCACUUGUUAAUGGUGGAAGCCAUCUUUCUAAUUUCCACUCUUUUUCUUCUUCUAACACCAUUGCUACCCACAUCGAAGCCGUAAGUAAGAAACCCAUGUCUGUUAGAGGAAAGGGGAAAAUAGAUGAUCGCUUCGAUAAUGUUGACGAUGCUUUGAUUUUGUUCAAUAAGAUGAUUGACAAGUACCCAAAGCCUUCCAUUGUGGAAUUCAAUAAAUUAUUAGCAGCCAUUGUUAGGAUGAAACAUUAUGCCAUUGUUGUUUCUAUGUAUAGACAGAUGGAAUUAUUAGGCGUUUCCCAGGAUGGUUAUUCUUUUAACAUCUUGAUUAAUUGCUUUUGUCAAUUAGGUCGAAUUAAUUUUGGGUUUUCUGUUUUGGGGAAAAUGCUGAAGUUAGGCGUUGAGCCUAGUGCUGUAACUUUUUCAACUUUGAUAAAUGGGCUUUGUAAUCAAAGUAAGAUUUCUGAGGCCGUUUGUAUGUUCGAUGAAAUGACUGAAAGAGGGUAUCAACCUAUUUUGAUUGUUUAUAAUGUAAUACUUAAGGGGAUGUGUAAGAGUGGCAGUACAGACAGAGCUGUUAGGUUUCUAAGGCUGAUGGAAGCUAGAGGUUUUGAGCCCGAUAUUGUAACGUAUAACACAGUCAUUGACUGCCUUUGUAAGAAGGAGCUAUUAAAGGAGGCUCUCAAUCUCUUCUCCGAAUUGAAGGUUAAGGGCAUUAGACCAUGUAUCAUUACUUAUAAUUGCUUAAUUCAUGGCAUGUGUAAUUUGGGCCAGCAGGAGGAGGCAAUAAGGCUUUUGAAUGAAAUGGUUGAUAACAAUAUUUCACUUGAUAUUGUCACAUAUACCAUAUUGAUUGAUGCACUUUGCAAGGAAGGAAUGAUUCCUAAAGCUGUAGAGACCGUUGACAUAAUGAGAAAGCAAGGCAUUGAGCCCAAUGUUUUCACGUAUAAUUCAUUGGUCGAUGCACAUUGCAAGGAAGGGAUGGUCUCUGAAGCUGAGGAUAUUGUUGAUGCAAUGAUAAAGCAAGGCAUUGAGCCUGAUGUUGUUACCUAUAAUGCAUUAGUUAAUGGUCAUUGCUUGCAGAAUGAAAUGGAUAAAGCUAGAAGAGUUUUUAACUUGAUGAUUGAGAAGGGUUGUGCACCUGAUAUAGUUACUUACUGCACCCUUAUGCAAAGUCAUAUUGAAGCGGCAUUGAAACUUUUUCAAGCAAUGCAAAAUAGUGGGUUGGAAUUUGAUAUUGUCCCAUAUAGUAUCUUAAUUAAUGGGUUUUGCAAAGUUGGGCAUAUCGAAGUUGCAAAGGAAUUAUUUCAUCAACUCUCUGACAAUGGUUUAAAACCGAAUGUUUACACAUAUUGUAUAAUGAUUAAUGGACUGUGUAAAGAGGGAUUGCCGGAUGAAGCAUACAGGUUGUUUGGGAGCAUGGGAGAUAAUGGCUGUUCUCCUGAUAGCUGCUGUUAUAAUGUAAUGAUUCGGGGGUUCCUUCGCAACAGCUAUACCUCAAAGGCAACGCAACUUCUUACAGAAAUGGUUGGUAAGGGCUUUUCUGCAGAUAUAUUCACUGCCAACUUAUUUAUGGAACUUAUCGUAUACUCUAAUAAAUCAAUCUUGCUCUGAAAUGUUUCACAAAUUGUGUAAUCUGAAAUGUUUCACAAAUUGUGUAAAGAUCAUCACUUGCAAAUGUGAAUCAGUUUGCGCAUAACCAUUGUAAAGUGAUAAAAGAUUCUGGAAACUAGAAUGAGUUUUAGUGUCUAUUUUCAAUAUUGUUGAUUUUGUUUUGACUUUAUGUAAUAAGUGAGAUUCUUGUUGGUGGUAAUAUUAAGAAAUUAGGGGAAAA